This is a messenger RNA of Aspergillus tanneri, 1299 nucleotides long. RefSeq names its product F-box protein. The record is from RefSeq and is a predicted model, not a curated record. Lineage: Eukaryota; Fungi; Ascomycota; Eurotiomycetes; Eurotiales; Aspergillaceae. The coding region runs from base 1 to 1299 and encodes 432 amino acids. Gene Ontology annotation, molecular function: protein binding. The transcript is spliced from 3 exons.
AUGAGUUCCAUUUCACAACUGCUUCUCAAUGUGAAAAAAGCCCGCGCUGUCUUCAACAGCGCUGCCUUCAGUAGAGGGAGGAGGAAAUCAGAUACUGCAAGGAAUAAUCAACAAUCGUCUAGACACACUGCAUUUCCAUCUUCAGUGUCGUCAACAUCUGUUAUUCAACAUGUCAAUUUAGUACCCACUUCCUCUUCCUGGGAUCUCCUCCCUGUCGAGCUCCAGAUUAAGAUAUUCGCCCAUUGCGGAGUCACCGACCUUUUGGCCUUCAAGCUUGUCUGCCGGGCCUUUUACCAGAUUCUGACCUCUCAGGAGCACUUCAUCACUCGACAGUACCUCCGCCAACGCCGCCAUGGAACCCUUCCAUCUCCGAUAGAUAGCGAAAGAACGUACACUCGACACCCAGAAGAUGAUGUGGUGCUAUUAUCGGACCUCUUCCCACCCAUAACGAGCGCUAAGGGGGGCCACCUAUAUACAUACAGAUACAUACAUAGUCUCCGACGCCGCCAGAAACUCUGCUCGAAGCUGUGCUAUUACCUUGCUGACCGUGUCGUUGAUCGCUUUGUACGCAGCGAACCUGGGUUUAUGAAGUCGAGGUUCGCUUCGAGGUACGAGCGCAAUGACUUUGUGAAACGGGCAACUGCGACUUUUUGGUUCUAUCUAACACCGCUUAUGUAUUACACAUUAUACUUCCUUGAGACCUACAACCUCGCGAGAAGAGAGCAGACAAAUACCCUGCUACGAGAUUUCGAAGCCGGCCGGCUACCAGUUCCCAUACCUCCCGAUGUUCGCAAAACUAUGUAUCGAGACUUGCAGGUCCAAAUAAUUCGAUCUCCUCCCUUCACAGACUCCGCCACUCUCAUCUCCACUCACCAUUGCAUGCAACUUCUUGUGACAUAUCUACAACAUACCGUUCCACCAGAUGAACCCGGACCAUCGGAUGAUAGCUGGAUUGGAUCGUUACUCACCGUGUCGCCAUUCUUGCGAAUACUGGAAUAUUUCUCAGCCGAAAUCGGCGAUGGCCGAAAUCAGCGUAACCAGCGGAAAGAGUUCAUGCGUAAUUUCCAUAAUGACAUCACAUCUAAUGAAAAGGAUGACAUGAACUCGUUGGUUUUUGAGAGCGCCCCCAAUGUACAUGUGCACGGCUCUACCCAAGACGUCUGGUUUGAUGUUGUUAGCGAGGAAUUGGUUUUGAGAAGAGCCGUGCCGCAUAGGCCCGAGCAAAUUGUUGUUUGCGAUGGACUACCUGUAAUAUUUGGAUGCCUGCGCUGUCGAGACUUUGCAGGAUGGAGAGCGUGA